AUGGAUCCAACCUCCACCCCACGGCAUACGGAUCGCUUCAAGAUGGGAAAUACAGAUCCAAUUCCCUCGUCUUCACCGGCAUUUGGAACACCAGCACGCCCAUUUCGCAUGAACAGAUCCAAUGCGCCACCUACAAAGACCUCUAUUCUUCCUAUCCUACUUCCACCUUCCACUCUCCGACCUGUCGCUUUCCGAACCUUCACCCGCAAGCAUAACCUAACCAUUUCAUCCUCGGCACUGCAAACAUUGGCCGCAUUCGUGGGUAAAAACUGUGGCUCAGGCUGGCGAGAAGAAGGCCUUGCCGAGAAAGUCCUAGACGAAGUUGCGAAAAUAUGGAAAAGAGCCGGAGGAGGAGUUAUCGUCGAAGAAGGGAAAGGUGCCUCCCUCAAAGCUAUCCUGCAGACCCUCGAAGGAAGCAUGAGUGGCGGACGAGUCGUUGCUGGUAAACAAACCAACUCGACAGAUAGAAAUGGAAGCAUUACGAGUGUGGGCGCUGAUGUUGGACGCAUCGAUCUGAACCACAACAACGACCAAGGAGGUUCAUUUGCCUCGAGAUCCGCCGAUAACGAGGAAGAUGAGUCCGCGCUAUCAAUUCACCCUCGGAACUGGUUCAAGGCAAUUGAUGCCUUUGAUCUCCCCCGCCUGACCUACAACGUCGACAAGAAGUAUUUUGAGACCCUCAAGUCAAAGCCGACAUUGUUCCCACCCCCAUCGCACAAAACUUCUCUUUUCAGAGACAGGUAUAACUUGGUCUAUCAAAGAUUACUUCGCAAUGAGUCUUUCCAGAGUUCUUUGGGUAUCGCAGGUGUUCCUUCACUACAGCGAUCGUCGUCGAACCUCGCCGCCGGGCAAUCAUACAAGUUAACGCCGAUUGCAAACUUGCUUGGCCGGAGUGGGACAUCCCAUCUUCUUCUGGGCCUUUUGAUAACAUCACCAACCGGUGAUUUAGCACUGGUAGACUUGACUGGAACCGUGUCUCUCGACCUAAGCCAUGCACGAAUGAUCCCAGAAGACGGCGCUUGGUUCGCACCGGGCAUGAUCGUGCUAGUCGACGGUAUCUACGAAGAAGAAGAAAUGAUCAAGGGAUCCGUCCUAGGCGGCAACACCGGCGUCGGCGGCUCCAUCGGCGGUCACUUUGUCGGAGUAUCGAUUUGCGGCCCUCCAUGUGAGAGAAGGGACAUCUCCCUCGGAACCGGCAACCGCCAAGGCAGCGGAGAACUCAGUUCAAGCGGCGGAUUUGGCUGGGUCGACUUCCUAGGAAUUGGCAGCGAGCGUGCCCAGGGUGCUCGUAUGAGGAGAAUUCAAGAAAAAUGCCUCCAGGGCUCACGAGAAGAAUCUCAAACGGAGGUCUCAGCGCCGCCGAGACUGAAAGUCGCCGUAAUGAGCGAAGUCAAUCUCGACAACAUGCGAACCCUCGAUGCCCUGCGCAAAGUAUUCAGCUCCUACAACGAUCUCGCACUCCACGAGCGUCCCCAGUCUUUCGUCCUGAUAGGCAACUUCGUCCAAACAGCCGUCAUCAACGGAGGCGGACGAGCCGGCAGCAUCGAAUACAAGGAAUACUUCGACUCCCUCGCCGUCGUGCUAGCCGACUUCCCAGCUCUCCUCCAACACUCAACAUUCGUCUUUGUCCCCGGCGACAAUGACCCCUGGGCUGCAGCUUUCUCCGGAGGCGCAGCAUCAACGAUCCCCCGCCAUCCAAUUCCCGAACUAUUCACCUCCCGAAUCAAACGCGCCUUCACAACCGCCAAUGCAGACCUAGAUCGGUCCCAGCAGAGCUCAAGCUCAAACUCCGCACCCGGCGAAGCCCUCUGGACCUCAAACCCAGCCCGACUAUCAUGGUUCGGACCCGUCCACGACAUAGCCAUCUUCCGCGACGACAUCUCAGGCCGCCUUCGCCGCACAGCGAUAAGCACCAAGACAGACGAAGACGAGCCCGAGCCCGACACAACCAUGCACGAGGCCCUAGAAAACGACACAGUCUCCAUCGAGCCCGACCAAACUGCCGACAACAAACCCGACACGUCGUCCGCAGCCGCAACGAUGGCGCGCCGCUUGGUCAAAACAGUCCUUGACCAAGGCACACUUGCCCCAUUCCCGCUGACAUUGAGACCCGUUCUUUGGGACCAUGCUUCUGCUAUUCAACUGUAUCCGUUGCCGACGGCUCUGAUCCUGGCCGAUGCCGAGGCUAGUCCUUUCUGCAUGACGUAUGAGGGGUGCCAUGUUAUGAACCCGGGACGACUGCUUCCUGAGGGUGCCGUGCCGACUGUUCGGUGGAUUGAGUAUGAUGUUCUACGGAAUCGGGGGAAGGUUAGGGAGGAUCGGUACUAA
This is a messenger RNA of Penicillium manginii, 2328 nucleotides long. RefSeq names its product DNA polymerase epsilon noncatalytic subunit. Gene Ontology annotation, molecular function: DNA binding. Lineage: Eukaryota; Fungi; Ascomycota; Eurotiomycetes; Eurotiales; Aspergillaceae. The coding region runs from base 1 to 2328 and encodes 775 amino acids. The transcript has a single exon. Gene Ontology annotation, biological process: DNA-templated DNA replication; error-prone translesion synthesis. Gene Ontology annotation, cellular component: epsilon DNA polymerase complex. The record is from RefSeq and is a predicted model, not a curated record.